AGUUGUUCGCGUUUCGGCGUAAUCUAGACUAAUCUGGCUGGCUGGACCGGUCUGCGAAGUAGUCCGAAAAAAUGUAAAUACACCUGUGAAUAAGCUUCAGAAAUAUAUUGCACCGAUUGUUUUCCGUGCUGCGAUGUGCGUCAUUGCUCAACAUACGCUGCGUUCUGUUGCACAGUUCGCGAGCGUACAGUUAGCUGCAGUUGUCACUGUGGCACGGUUACUGAUAGUGCGCGCGCAGACAUGUCGUCUUCGCGCUCCGUGACGCCUCGCGCGUCGAGGCGCGCGCUGCCUUUGCUACAGACUCGUCUCGCGCAAAGUGCUUUAGGAGGAAGAGUUUAGUGUCGCUGCUCUACUUUUGGCGCGUCGCCGCGGAACAUCACGUCAUAUCAAAGAGCUCCCGAAAUGAAAUUAGUGGGCGCAAAACGAGCGUUUCCUUGCUGAAAGGCACCAUUGAGGCUUCCACAAUGGAGCUAUGGACACACUGGAGCGAGCGAGCGUGUGUGUGUCGUCCUCUGAAGGGGAGCCAGUGUGAAUGAGUGUGGGAGGACAACAAGAGCAGGAUGGUGAACAGUGUGGAGCACCUUCCACAAACACAUCAUCAUGUACUAGGACAGGUGGUUGUUGCAGGUUUGCCCACUUUCCAGCGUGGGAGUCGCCACUGAUGCAGGCACCAGUCGAAGGCUUGCGCAAUGACAUCCGCUCAUCUGUUCUGUGUUCUGGCUGCCAUCUUGAGCUUUUCCACUUUUGCUCACGCAGCCAACAACACGCUGGCUCGGAAUGAAUCGGCACCGCUCUCCACUGUGCUUCUGGUCUCCUUUGAUGGUUUUCGGGCAGAUUACCUCCAAAAGUACCGCUUCCCCAACCUGCAGAUGCUCUACUCUGAGGGUGUGCUGGUAGACCACCUCACAAAUGUCUUCAUCACCAAGACCUUCCCAAACCAUUACAGCCUUGUCACUGGGCUGUAUGCCGAAAGUCACGGUAUAGUGGCCAACGUCAUGUAUGACCCGGUAACAAAGAAAAGGUUUUCUAGUGAGAACGACACUGAUCCGUUUUGGUGGAAUGAAGCAACUCCCAUCUGGGUGUCGGUGCAGGAUUCCGGAUUCAAGGCAGCUGCUGCCAUGUGGCCGGGAACAGAUGUUGCAAUCCACAACCAGACAUCCACAUACUUUAUGAAGUAUGAUUCCCAAGUGACAUUUCAAGAUCGGGUAAAUACCUUGACUAAAUGGCUAGCUGAUGACAAAGCCGUCAGGUUUGCCUCUCUCUACUGGCACGAACCAGACCAAGCUGGUCACAUGUACGGCCCUGACAAUGAAACAGAGAUGGCCAAGGCCCUGAAGGAGGUGGAUGACAAUAUUGGCUUGCUGAUAGAGACUCUGAAGCAGAGUGGGUUGUGGGGGAAAAUCAAUGUCAUUGUGACAAGUGACCAUGGAAUGGUGCAGUGCUCUCAGGAUCGACUUAUAAGGUUAGACAGCUGUCUUGAUGCCAGCAACUACACAUUAGUGCUUAUUACUCCUGUUGCUGCCAUUAUUCCCCUCACAGGUGUUUCUGGUGUGUAUAAUGCGCUAAAGAAAUGUCACCCACGUAUGAAAGCCUACUUGAAAGCAGACAUCCUUGUUAGGCUGCAUUACAAAGACAAUGAGAGGAUUCAGCCAAUCAUCCUGGUUGCUGAUGAAGGUUGGACAAUUGUCCAGCGUGGGAAUCUUUCACUAUUGGGUGAUCAUGGCUAUGACAAUUCUCUUCCCAGUAUGCAUCCUUUCUUAGCUGCCUAUGGCCCUGCUUUUCGCAAAGGUUACAGGUUGUCACAGAUGAAUAGUGUAGAUUUAUAUCCCUUGAUGUGCCACAUCUUGGCGAUCCAAGAGAAGCCAAACAACGGCAGUUUCUCCAACAGUCGCUGCCUUCUCAUCACUGAGAGCUGCAUUGAACUCCCAGGGGUCAUCGGCAUCGUCAUUGGCGCUCUAAUGGUCCUCACCACACUGACCUGCCUCUUCAUCUUGUUAAAGAACCGAGUGCCUUCAUCAUCUCGCCCCUUUGCCCGCCUGGAACUACAGGAGGAUGAUGAUGACGACCCUUUGAUUGACUGAGUUGUUGUUGACUUGCUGUUACGUGUCAGGUCUUCUGGUUUAAAUCUCUGCUGAGACUGCUGAAUAUUAAAAAAUAAUCCACAUUCACAGAAGAUGAUAGCAAAGAAGUGAUAAAGCAACAGGGUUUUGAUUUAUUCAACAAACAUUAGACAGAAGUAGUUCAAGAUUGUAGCACUCAGUUAUGACCUUAUAGUGAUCUUUUGGUGUAAUGUUCUGGUAGCCUCCAUAGAUCAGCCAGGACUUGUGUAUUGCUGCUGAACUUUUGAAGAUUUUUUUUUUUUUUAAAUGUGUGUCUGACCUGAUUCACAGUUCUGCUGAGUGAAAUAGUGGAAAUAUUUAAUUUAGAAAUGUAGUGAGAAUGUGAAAAUGCCUUCAUAUGUAUAGGGAAAGUCUUCAGCUUUGGUGCAGCAUGCUAUUUAACCAAUCAAUGUAGAGAUGUUAUUGUAGGAAUAUGAGUUUAUGUUCAUAGCUCAUACUUGUGCUUCCUGGGCUACUAUACAGAAUGUGGAUGGGGAAAUGGGGGAAAAGUACUCUGCUAAAAUUUUCACAGGGGAAUGCAAACUGAUAGUUUUGUCACAAUGACUCUUUUUGACAAAUGUAUAGUGCAAGAGCAAAGGGUAGGGACACAUUUUUAGUAGAGAAAUAAAAUGAAAUUACAUAUUUAAUUGACUGAGUGCCUUAAAGUUAUAAAGCUAAGGAUGUACCUUCAUUUACUUGAAUAUGUUGUUUGUUAGGGUUACUGUUCCACCGAGAAGUGUUGUUUCCAGGAAAGCAGAUUUGCCACUUUAAUAGUGUACUAAAUAUUCUCACGUUCUGCAAUUUAUUGUAAACGCAUAUUCUUUUUUAAAAUGGAUAUUUUUUUUUUCUGUCACCAUGUUCAGGCAGCAGUUGUUUUUACAUGAACAUAAUGUUUUUGCUUUUGUGUCGAGUUUUUGAGUGUAUGUAGCUUUAGCUUGAUCCACAGUGGUCUGAAGAGAGCACUGAGCAGUUUCGUGGUGUUGGUUCAUUAAAGUGUAUCUGUCAUGCUCUAAGGGAACUCUUCCAGUUCCUUCUGAUAUUCAUUCUUUGAGCUAAAAGUGAAUGUUACACUAAAAUAGGAAGUAGACAAUUAUGCAGGGAAUUGUGUGUGUAUGUAUGAAGUUCGAGCCCCGCUUGGGGUGCCCUGCGAUGGA
Molecule: messenger RNA, 3253 nt
Organism: Scleropages formosus (Asian bonytongue)
Lineage: Eukaryota; Metazoa; Chordata; Actinopteri; Osteoglossiformes; Osteoglossidae
Gene: enpp4
Product: ectonucleotide pyrophosphatase/phosphodiesterase 4
Exons: 4
Coding region: 690-2081 (463 amino acids)
Source: RefSeq, a predicted model, not a curated record